Messenger RNA from Alternaria conjuncta, 1356 nucleotides. RefSeq lists its product as uncharacterized. NCBI's taxonomy places the organism in Eukaryota, Fungi, Ascomycota, Dothideomycetes, Pleosporales, Pleosporaceae. Bases 1 to 1356 code for a protein of 451 amino acids. The record is from RefSeq and is a predicted model, not a curated record. Gene Ontology annotation, molecular function: peroxidase activity. The transcript is spliced from 2 exons.
AUGAGGUUCACUCAAUCAGUUACUCUGGCGUUGCCAGCCCUCGCUGCCGCAUACCCCGGCAUGAUGGGCGCGAACUCCCGCCCAGAGAUGGAGGAGUUCCUGCGCGGGGAGAUCAAGCGUGAACAACUUGCGAACCGCGCCGCUGAACCUCAGCUGCUCAACCCAGUCGGAAAUCUGUUGGGCUCGCUUGGCGGCGUUGUUGAUGGGCUCCUGUCCUCAGUCGGACAGGCCAUCGUCAAGAAGAGCAACCUGCGUCCUGAGCCUGGCUACGAGUUCAAGGCGCCUGGUCCCAACGACUCUCGUGGCCCCUGCCCAGGUCUGAACUUGCUCGCCAAUCAUGGUUAUCUCCCCCGCAACGGUUACGUCACCUACGGACAGGUUUUGGAGGCCACUGGGCGUGGAUUCAACAUGGGUGUAGAACUUGCCACAGUUCUAGCCACAUUCGCUGUCUUGGGCAGUGGAGAUUUGGAUGGCUUGUCCUUCUAUCUCGGCUCAGGAAAGAACGGAAUCGGUGGUCUCAACAGGCACUCUGUUGUCGAAGCUGAUGUUUCACCCAACCGCGAAGAUUACUACAUGGGAUGUGGUGACAACCAUCAUCUCUCUUCCCGUCUGGUGAAGCAGAUGGUUGGGUAUGCUGCCCAAGACCCCAAGAAGGAGUUCUCCAUGGAUGUCAUGGCCAAGCACUACGCUAAAUCGGCUGGUUUCUCCAAGGACAACAACCCCUUCCUCUACUACUUCCCUUUCCCCCAGAUCGUCUCAGUCGCCGCUUUCUCCUUCUACCCCCAGUUCUUCUCCAACGGUACCUACGGUGCGGGUGGUGUGCCCAACUACAAGAGCAUUAUGAGCAUCAUCGGUGCCGAGUAUGAUGAGAAGACCCAGGAGUUCAAGUACGUCCCCGAGCGCUGGCCCGAGAACUGGUACCGCCGUGACACCCAGUACGGCGCGGUCCAGGCCCUCUCCGACGGCUUCCUCCAGAUCUACCCCCGCAACAUCAUCGUUCCUGGCGUCGCUCAGGUCGGUACUGGCAAGUUGACUGUCCAGACCGUACUCUGCGAUGUCUACCAGGGUCUCAACUCUAUCACUCCGCUUGCGCUUGGCGGUACCGAGGAGAAUGUCGCCAAGGGUGUCUCGUGGGCUCUUUCAGUCCUCGACCCCAUUCUCAGCAAGACUGCGCUCGGAUGCCCCGACAACGUCAUCUCGCCCAACUUCCUCUUCCCCCACUCCCAGCAGGAAGGUGGCCCUGUCAACCCCCCGAAGGUCCCGUCCGAUGCUUGGACUGGCGACAACGUCUACAACAAGGUGUACUUUGGUGGAAAGAAUGCUCCCACCAACCCCACGUGCAGCCACUCUAGUUAG